Molecule: messenger RNA, 1969 nt
Organism: Xenia sp. Carnegie-2017
Lineage: Eukaryota; Metazoa; Cnidaria; Anthozoa; Malacalcyonacea; Xeniidae
Exons: 12
Coding region: 357-1709 (450 amino acids)
Molecular function (GO): lipid binding
Source: RefSeq, a predicted model, not a curated record
UUAACGGCACAUGACCAUAACACAUGUGUUUAUUGACUUUAUAAUCUAGAGAGGAGAGUUAAAAUUGGGUACUUUUUACAAACGUUCGUAAAAACUUUUCAAAUGAUUGCUACGAUGUCAUUUUGGCUAAAAAGAUGAAAAUAUGACGAGAAGUGGUUCAUAUCAAGUAACAAAUUAAUUGAAGUUGACUCAAAAACAAUUAGCUCUCUAUCAUUGCAUUUUUUGAAACUAAAAUAUAUCGAAUAAACAUUUUUCAAGCAAAUGUAUCAUUAAAUUUCGUUUGUAUUGACAAGCUCAGCCUAACUGUUAAUUUGAAGAUACUCAUCACAAAUUCGUGUGAUAUUUAUAAAUUGACAAUGCAAGAUAAUGGUAUGUUUGAGGCCACAUUCAAUUCAUCUGUUGAAUUUGAUAUUAAAUUAAAACGAAAAAAUGGGGAGAUAUACGUAUUUAGUGGAGGAAAUCAUAAAAUACCAGAAAAAUAUGUUUUGUGUGAAAUAAAUGGUGAGCCUUUUCACGCGGCAGAGUAUUCAAGCAUUGAAGAUUUACAAAAACAAGUGAUUAAAAGCAAAGAUGUGUAUCCAUUAACAUUGAAGUUCAAUAAAAAUUAUGGCCUCCAGAAAUGUGCAUCACAGCACAGUCUGAAGCUGCCAGUUCCAGAUGAUUUCUUUGGCGACUAUCUCGACCUCACUUCUGAAGAAGCUGAACAAUAUAAGAAGCUUGCAGAAUCUUGGGUGGAUGGUCUUAUGGAAGCUGAAUAUUCAACUGAGGGAUAUUCUUACGUAUGCACAAAAGAUAAUGUUGAAAUUUAUCAAGGAAAAGUACCAGGGAGUAAGAUCCAUCUCAUUCGCGGAAAAUCAAAGAUUCGAGCUACGAAAGAAGAAAUGAAAGCAAUGAUGAUAUCGUCGUCUACCGACUCUUUCCGACGAUUGUUUCACGUGAUAGACGUGCAUUUUUACGAUGGUGUGUUGAUGCAUCUCAUUCCUAAAGAUUAUAAACAUCCUGAUGUUCCUUUCUACUCCAUAAAAUGGGGUGUAUUUGGUCAGGCUGGACCAGUCAGUUUACGAGAUGUUUGUUGGCUUGAGUAUGGAGAUAUUAGGGUAGACGAGAAUGGCAAGGAAUAUGGUUUUGGUGUGGGAUCGUCUAUUAAACGACCCGAAUGCCCAGAAUUGAGUCAUUUAAAUUUGGUUCGUGCUGAAAUGCUCUGCUCAGGCUACGUAUUCCGACAGAGUGAUCAACCCGAUAUACUUGAUGUGACCUACAUAAUACAAGCAGAUCCUAAAGGUUGGCUCCCAAUCUGGGCUAUUAAUCUGUUUGCCUGGCAAGAAGCUUUAAACUUAGCCAGAAUAAGAUCGAGUUGCGAGGGUAUUAUGAAAGCAAUGAAAAAAAUUGAUCGUCUUCACGACAGGCAAGGAGCUGCAGUACAAGGUGUACUCGUACCUCGCAGUCAAUUUUACGAUGUUCACAUCAAUGUCGAUGUAUGUGGUUCUUUGAUAUUUGGUUUUUGCUCUGAGAAAAAUAAUAUAAGUUUUCAUUUGCUUGGUGUGCCAGACGACAAUAAUUGGGCUGUUAACAAACGCUAUGAUUGUAAUCUGAAUCCUGUUUAUGGAAAAGUUUCCGUGACGAAAGGAAAAUAUGCUCUACAUUUGGAUAACACAUUUAGUUGGUUGACAUCCAAAAUGGUUUAUUAUUGGUACGAAGUAAUUGUGUAACUGACCAAUUUCCAGUCAUGUAGGCUGUAGCUGGGAAAAAUACUUCUUUUUUAACAUAACUCGUCGAUAUGCCAAUAAGUUUUUUUUUACGUUUUUUUUCUAUAAGACCUUUUUAUGUAAAAGACUUUAUAAAAAUGAGGUCGCCAAACGAUCAAAGAGAUUUACUAAGACAGCUUUGAAAUACGGAUUCUCUAAACAUAACUACCUCGAGUUCAAAAAAUACUGAUUCUCUAAACUUAACAUCGAGUUCAAAAAAGCGA